This is a messenger RNA of Poecilia reticulata (guppy), 1560 nucleotides long. Lineage: Eukaryota; Metazoa; Chordata; Actinopteri; Cyprinodontiformes; Poeciliidae. The record is from RefSeq and is a predicted model, not a curated record.
UGUUAUUGGCAGUGUCCAAUUAUGGAGAAUGACUUUGCAUAGCAACCAAAAAAAGGAGGGGAGAAAUGGAACAAAGCUAAGAAAAAUCUUCCUAAUGGUAGGAGGGUUUUCUAAUCCAAAGAAAGCAAGCAGCAGGGCAUAAGAACAGGUGCUUCUUUUCCUGUUACAAGAAUGAAGCGGACGCUCCUGCUUGUCCUCGCCUUCUCAGCGGGGGUUUAUGUUCUGUCUACCAACCUGUUUCGUGAGUACCACUACGUGAGCAGCCCCAAGACGUGGGCUGAAGCUCAGCGGUACUGCAGAGAGACGUACGCUGACCUGGCCACCGUGGACAGCCCAGAGGAAAACGACAGACUGCUCCUUGAAUUGCAGGGAUCCGGACAGUUUGCCUGGAUCGGGCUUUACGACAACACAACGGGCUGGAAGUGGACAAUGGGAGAUGAUGACUUUGUCGGCAAUAACAGUUUCCCACCUUGGGAACUGAAUCAGCCUGACAACUAUGGCGGCAAGCAGAGCUGCAUAGUGAUGAACUGGAUAGGAGGCUGGCGGGAUGAAAUCUGCAACACCGAGCGCCCUUUUAUCUGCUUUGACGAACACGGCCCUUCUAAAUACGUAGUAGUGAAUACAUUCAUGUUUUGGGAAGAUGCUAAGAACUACUGUCGGUCCAAACACACAGACCUGGUAAGAGUGUGGAACACGUCUCAGAACGAUGAAAUCCACCCACUGAUUGAGAGGAACUACUGGAUCGGCCUUUACAGAGACCUGUGGGCUAACUGGUCUGACCACAGCCUACUGACCUUCACUAACUGGGAGACGGGCCAGCCCGACAACAAAGGCAGCAUCAACAUGACUUCCUGUGCUGCCGUGGAUAUGAGCACUGGAACGUGGUGGGAUGUUGAUUGUAGUGAAGAGCACGAGUUCAUCUGUCAGACUCUGAUUCCAUCCAGUAGAAGGUUGGAGCUGCGCUUCCAGUCCGAGGCCGACCUGAACGACCCCGACACCCAGCAGCAGAUUUUACAGCAGCUCCACGCUAAACUGGAGGCUGAUGGACUAACAGACUUCAAGCUCCGAUGGAUCGAGAAAGACAGGCAGAUUUUUCACAAGGAUACAAAGGAAAAAACAUAAGAAAAAUUCAGCUUUUUAAAAUGUUGUCUUAUUAUUUCAGCAGCAUUUGUAACAGUUAGUCAAAGAUAUAUUUGUUUUUUUUAUUCAGUCAUCUAUUUACGUUUCAGAUGGGAGAAGCAGAAGACUUUUUUCCCCUAUAAAUGUCUGUCUACGCAUUAUGUGAACAUGAAACAUUGUUUCUUUUGCUCUGCUUUGUUUUAUGAGGUUGGAAAAUUGACGGACUGUGGUUCAAAAGUCUUGAAAAAUUGUUUGUGAAUAAUGACUUGUACUACAGUCUAACGUUGGGUUACAUCAUACAUAUAGUUUGCUUUACUCUUUAACUGAAGUUUUAUUAUAGUAAAUGAUAUGACUUGCUUUAAAAUUCCAUUACCUUUAUUUUUAUUUUGUUUUAUUUUUACUCAUUUCUAAAGCUCAUCUGUAGUUUAAAAUGAAAUAAUA